GAUAAGCGCAUUUAUUCGCCUAUAAAUACGCAAACAAGGUGCUCGUUAGACAUUAGUCGUGCGCCAUUAUUCAGUUUAAAUUCAGUUUAAAGCACAUUCAAUAUGAAAUUCGCGCUUGUUUCUGCUGUAGUUGCAGUGUGCUGCAUGUCAGCCACAUUUGCCCAUCCUGCUGACAAUAGACCUCCACAAUCCCUACUAUGCCGUCUAGUGACCUCUUUCGGUGACGGCAUGUACGAAGCAGAUCCUGGCAAUCAUGCCUUCUGUGGUAUCUUCAAUGUCAUUGACAGAAUCUGCCCAGAUGCUGGAUUAUCUACCGCCAAUCAAUGCCCAGGUGCAAAUGAUGAUGGUAAUGAUGGUGGUGAUGAUGGUGGUGACCAAAACCAAGAACCAGGAACUGACGACAACGAAAACCCCGAUGAUGACCAAAACCAAGACCCCAACACUGAUGGUGACCAAGAUGGAAACCCAGACUCUGAUGGUCAAGAUGGUCAAGAUCCCAACACUGAUGGAGAUGAUACCCAAAACCCUGACACCGAUGUAACCAACCCCGAUGAAACUCAAGGUGGUGAUGAUACCAACCCGGAUACCAGAGCUAGGGUCCAUGCCAAGUCCAAGGCUGCUUCCAAGUCAAAGGCCAAUCAUAAAUCCAAGGCUUCCCAUAAAUCAAAGGGAGCUAAGUCUAAGUCUAAGUCCCACAAGGCUCAUUCAAAGAGCAAGGCUCAUAACAAGAAUAAGGCACAUUCCAAGAGCAAGUCUGCUCACUCCAAGAGCAAAGCAGCUUCUAAGAGCAAGCACUAAGCCGUUAAGAGUAUAAACAAUAUACAAUAAAUAAAUGGUCUUAUAGAAAAUGA
This is a messenger RNA of Dalotia coriaria, 851 nucleotides long. RefSeq lists its product as uncharacterized. Bases 103 to 798 code for a protein of 231 amino acids. The transcript is spliced from 3 exons. The record is from RefSeq and is a predicted model, not a curated record. NCBI's taxonomy places the organism in Eukaryota, Metazoa, Arthropoda, Insecta, Coleoptera, Staphylinidae.